AAACUUGCCAAUUACCAUCCAAAAAUCCCAAAAAUCCCAAAAACCCAUGAAUUUUUCCUCUUCAAUAACAUCACUACCAAAAGCAAAUAUAACCAUUUUCCUUACCUUUACAAUGCAAUUCCUUACCAUCAUCAAUUUCACCACCAAAAACCCACCUCAAUUCUUCUCUCUCUCAAAAUUCACCCAAAAUUGAACCAAAUUUUUUCCCACCCACCAUUUUAAAAGACCUUAAAAUCAAAAUCCAAUAUCAACCCAAUUAAAAAUGGUACCUUUUAGCUCAACCCAGAAGCUGUUUCCUUUUAAAGGAUCAAUUCAUCGAACAGCGGCGUUUUCCCCGGAAACUUCUCCGGUGUUGAAAGUAAGAGAGAAAAAGUAUAAAACAAUGGAGGAAAUAUUGGCAAAGGCAAAAUAUGCUGUUGUAGAAAAAGAAGAUUACUCGAAUAUUAAUUGUGAAGAAUGUGGUUUAGGAGAAUUUGAAUGGGAACUGUUAUUGUGUGAUAAGUGUGAUAAAGGAUUUCAUAUGAGAUGUGUUAGACCCGUUGUGGUUCGGGUUCCUAUCGGAUCCUGGUUGUGCCCAAGUUGUUCCGGUCAGCCACGUGUAAGAAGUUUAUCACAAAAGAAGAUUAUAGACUUUUUUAAAAUUCAGAAGUGCAAGGGUAUUAAUAUCGAGUUUAAUCCUCCUUCACAAGAUUCCAAGAAGCGUCGAAGACGGAGCACAGCAGUUUGCUAUAAGAAGAAAAGGAGGAGAUUACUUCCAUAUUUCCCAACUGAAGACCCUGCUCGACGGCUGGAACAAAUGCGCUCUCUUGCUACAGCUUUGACUGCACUAAAGAUGGAAUUCAUCAACGAGCUUAUGUACUUGCCGGGGAUGGCUCCAAGAUCUGCUAAUCAGGCAGAAUUUGAAGAUGGGGGAAUGCAGGUGUUGUCCAAAGAGGAUCUUGAGACAGUAGAACAUUGCAGAGCUAUGUUCAGGAGAGGCGAAUGCCCACCCCUAUUGGUAGUUUAUGACUUAUGUGAAGGUUAUACUGUUCAGGCUGAUGCCCCAAUCAAAGAUAUGACAUUCAUAGCAGAAUACACCGGAGAUGUGGAUUACAUUAAAAACCGAGAGAAGGAUGAUUGUGAUAGUUUAAUGACCCUUCUCCUUGCCACAGAUCCAUCUAACAGUUUGGUCAUUUGUCCUGAUAAACGUGGAAAUAUUGCUCGAUUUAUCAAUGGCAUCAACAACCAUACUCCGGAAAGUAGGAAGAAACAAAAUCUUAAAUGUGUUAGGUACAAUGUGAACGGGGAAUGCUGCGUCUUUCUAGUUGCUACCCGUGACAUCGCCAAGGGGGAGAGGCUGUACUAUGACUAUAACGGGUACGAGCAUGAAUACCCGACUCAUCAUUUUGUUUGAAGUGCCGGUGAGGCUACCGUCUAACUACAACACAAUGACACCCUUAUUUGAGGGAACGGCUUUUUCAGGUUAUUUAUUUGAUUCACAAUCCAUAUCCAACAUUAUUUUUUCUUCACUUCUUUUUUUUUUUUUUUUUUUUCUUCUCUUAAAUCAUAGAUACUUCUGUUCCUCCUUUGUAUUAGCUAGUUAAUGAUUCAAUCCAGCCAAAUUAAGUUUAAUUUUCUAGGGUAUUAGAGGUGCAAUAUGUGGAUUAGAGAACUAUACCGCAGGAAUGAUUUCUUUUUUUAGGAUAAUUAUGUUUAUGAUGGAUGAUCAUGCUAAAACAUGAUGUGCAUGAUCAUCCUGAUUUUGAACCACAGGAAACAAUGAAAAUGAUUAACAUUUCAUGUUAACUUUUGUCCUCAGCUGUGCUUCUUCAUAUUCUUGGAUGUUCGUUAUCUUUAUUUUCUUUGCUUGGGCGUCUUUUUAUGUGAUCUCGAAAAGAAAAUCUUCUGAUGUAGAUGAAUCUAAAUUUAUGUGUCUGUUUGUUUGAACCUGUUAAAAAUUUUGUCAUAACAUAACGUGGACUACACAUCCUGAGCUGCAUAUAAGGUGGUAAUGCCAUCAUAAAUCUCCGAGCACAAUUUUACAUCCACUCUAAUAGGGUUUUUCAAAUGGUCUAUUGAGAGUGAACCCGUUGUAGUGACCUAUUUCUCUUCUGAGGCCUAGCUCAAAGGGCUCUUCCGAAACCUUUAGGCGUCGUCAAACAUUGCAGUUGAAGCAGGUGGUAUUGGUUGUUAUUGAUGUAGGGGAGUUAAAAUCUGAACAUUAGCUUAAAAUGUGUGAUAAGAAAAUGCCAUAAUACAUAAUAUUGGAUAUUGACACUAGCUGUUAGACUUUAACUAAGGAAUGUGUCAUGGAAUUUUGGUUUAAGGUAGAGCUAGAUUUGGCUGUUGCGUCUUGGUGCGUAGUUCAUAGUGUCAAUUUGAAUGGCAAUUGGAAAGCGUGGAAACUUCAACUUUUUGUCUCCUAGUCUAGGACUAAUGGGAUAUAUUUGACGGGGCAAAAGAUUUAUAGUUCUUUAGUUUCAGAUUAUAUAAUAAAUUAUAUUAAACUUAUCACAAAUUCUUGUGAGAAAAGGCCUCUUUGAGAAAUCUUCUAAUUGGGUCGACUAUAAAGGAAAAUGUUGAGUAAGAAACUCAAUGGACAUUAAGAAUAUUAUAAGUAGGCAUUUAAGAUAUUGUAAGUAAUGCACAGUUUCUCGGUGAGCAGUAAGGAUAUCAUAUGUAGGCAUUUAAAAUAUUGUAUGUAGGCAUUUAAGGAUGGUGUAAGUAGGCAUUAAUUACUGUACGUAGGCAUUUAAGGAUAAUGUAAGUAGGCAUUAAGGAUACGGUAGAUAGGCAUUAAGGAUGAUGUAAUUAGGCAUUUUAAGAUACUGUGAGUAAGCAUUAAAGAUACGGUAAAUAGACAUUAAGGAUAAUUUAAGUAGGC
Amaranthus tricolor (Joseph's coat) is the source of this 2863-nucleotide messenger RNA. Its product is annotated as probable Histone-lysine N-methyltransferase ATXR5. The record is from RefSeq and is a predicted model, not a curated record. Lineage: Eukaryota; Viridiplantae; Streptophyta; Magnoliopsida; Caryophyllales; Amaranthaceae. Bases 263 to 1393 code for a protein of 376 amino acids. Gene Ontology annotation, molecular function: protein binding. The transcript is spliced from 6 exons.